UGUGGCACGUAUUUGUGUGCACCUGAGGUACGCUCCACAGAAGCUCGCUGCACCCCUCGACCUUACCGAAGCUGAGAACUGGGGAGCAGUGUUGUUGAAGCGUAGAUGACACACAGUCCUUAUUCCUAGGACGCUCGCAAUGCUUGGUCUCUCUUCCUAGGGGCGGUAUGAAGGAGAACGAUCGCCGGGCGGGCACUGAAGAACUUCUUCUACCGCAAGGAGGGAGUGAGACUGUCGAUCACGCUGCUGGUUCGGCUCAAUUAGGCCCAAGCGCCCGGAGACAGGCAAGGGUCUUCUUGGGUGGCAAUAAGUUGGGAUCAAUUGCGAAUUGCAUAUCGGCCAACCAUGAUCGUAGAGUCCACGCGCUCAUAGGAGCAAUGAUCACAAAUACUGGAGACGUGGUGCACUAGCCCGGGUGCAUGAGAUUGACGAUAGCAGCAUACUGCUGGUAC
Messenger RNA from Baudoinia panamericana UAMH 10762, 452 nucleotides. RefSeq lists its product as uncharacterized. The coding region runs from base 168 to 410 and encodes 80 amino acids. NCBI's taxonomy places the organism in Eukaryota, Fungi, Ascomycota, Dothideomycetes, Mycosphaerellales, Teratosphaeriaceae. The transcript has a single exon. The record is from RefSeq and is a predicted model, not a curated record.